AUGCAUCUAUUACACAGAGUAUUAACCAGUGCGACAAUACCUCCGCUCCCUCUGCUUCCACGAAAUGCCGAUGUAUCCGAAAACGUCGAUAAUCACAGCAUAGGCGGUGUUAUCAUCGCAUCAGUCGUGCCGGCAACCGCCAUCUCGACGAUUUUCGCAUUAUCGCGGCUGUUUGUAAGGGGAUGGAUACAGAAGCGAGUUCACUUCGAUGACGGAAUUCUCUUGGCUGCAGUGGUAUCUGGAUGGACAUCAACAGCUACAACACUCAAGGCCGUGGCGAUCGGCCACGGUAGACAUGUCGCAUCACUUACUGACCCGCAAAAAGAGGCGAUUAUGCACUGGACGAUUAUGGCCUUUUCUUUUGGCAUAUUUGCUCUAGUGUUACCAAAACUCGCCGUGGUCGCUUUAGUAAACCGAUUACUCCAGCCGAAAAGGGCGCACCGCAUAUUUCUUUGGGGGCUGGCAGUCUUCUGCGGUAUAGCGCUUCUAGGAAAUGUUGUUGGACUAUAUGCACAAUGUUCACCAUCACAAGAAGAGAUGUCAUUCAUGACGAAAGCAUGUUUGGGCCCAGAUAUGGCUGUUGAAUAUUCCAUCUCAACAAGUGCUAUAUCAGCUGCUACAAACGCUUACCUCGCGGUUUAUGUCGCUCUAUCAAUUCGUAAAUUGCAUUUUGCCAGGAGUAAGCGAAUUGGGUUGGCAAUAUCCUUGGUACUGGGUCUUGUAGCCCUUUCGACAGCGAUCUUUAAGUGCACAAGAUUGAAAUCACUUGGAAGUCCCGACUUCACCUACGACUCCGCAGAUCUUGUUAUCUGGACGAGCCUCGAAGCCGAUGUGGUUAUCAUGGCUGUUUGCAUACCUGCUGCGCAACCUCUCAUCGACUAUCUAUUCCCUCACCAAAGUGACGCCGCCAAUUCAAUACACACAUCCCCGACUUCCCCUACAUAUUUUACACCGCGGAAGAAGCUUUGGAGUAUCAGUCAUGAUCUAGAGUCCGCAGGAGAUUGCCACUCGGACCCUCAAAUGCCUGAGAUGAUUAUGGUCGAGCGCGAGUUUCAAAUCAACGUUACGAGGAGUUUACAAAGGUCUUGGACAGCUGGUACCAACCCAUCAGCAGUACAGGAAAGCGAGAAGUUCCGAAUAGUGAAGGGUGAGGGACCGGAUGGGGUGGUUACAACAACAGUAGUAGUGAUGUCUUCGGCUCCAGCUGACAUCACAAGAUUCCCGCAGGAGUAA
This is a messenger RNA of Colletotrichum truncatum, 1233 nucleotides long. RefSeq lists its product as uncharacterized. The record is from RefSeq and is a predicted model, not a curated record. Lineage: Eukaryota; Fungi; Ascomycota; Sordariomycetes; Glomerellales; Glomerellaceae.